Molecule: messenger RNA, 1542 nt
Organism: Galeopterus variegatus (Sunda flying lemur)
Lineage: Eukaryota; Metazoa; Chordata; Mammalia; Dermoptera; Cynocephalidae
Product: killer cell immunoglobulin-like receptor 2DS4
Exons: 9
Coding region: 1-1542 (513 amino acids)
Source: RefSeq, a predicted model, not a curated record
AUGACGGGUGGUCACACCAAGCCCUCCCUGUCUGCCUGGCCAAGCUCUGUGGUUCCUCAAGGAAGCCGUGUGGUUAUUCAGUGUGACUCUAGUCUUCAGUUUCUCAGAUUUAGGCUGUAUAAAGAAGAUGGGGGUCACAUCCCUGGGCUCCAGGACAAAACAUUCCGGAAAACGUUUCUCAUACACCCAGUGACCCCAGCGCAUGGGGGAACCUACAGAUGUUAUCUUCAUACUCACUACCCUAAUUCGUUGUUAGCACCCAGUGAUCCCCUGGUAAUCACGGUCACAGGAGUCUACAGAAAACCUUCUCUCUUGGCCCAGCUGGGUACCCUGGUGAAAUCAGGAGGGAACUUGACCCUGCAAUGCUUCUCAGAGAUGGUAUUUGAGAAGUUCAUUCUGGUUCAGCACAGAUCAGGGGCAACUGAGAACACUUUGUACCUUGCUGGGGAACUCCAUCAUGGGAGCUCCCAAGCCAACUUCUCCAUGAAUCCAGUGACAUCUGCUCAUGCAGGGACCUACAACUGUUAUGGUUCUGUCAGAAGGGUGAGUCCUUCUAAACUUGCGAUCUCUUUGUUCCUAGGAGUCUACAGAAAACCUUCUCUCUUGGCCCAGCUGGGUACCCUGGUGAAAUCAGGAGGGAACUUGACCCUGCAAUGCUUCUCAGAGAUGGUAUUUGAGAAGUUCAUUCUGGUUCAGCACAGAUCAGGGGCAACUGAGAACACUUUGCACCUUGCUGGGGAACUCCAUCAUGGGAGCUCCCAAGCCAACUUCUCCAUGAAUCCAGUGACAUCUGCUCAUGCAGGGACCUACAGAUGUUAUGGUUCUGUCAGUCACUCCCCCUAUGAGUGGUCAGCCCCCAGUGACCCUCUGGACAUUGUGAUCACAGGUCUAUAUGAGAAGCCUUCUCUCUCAGCCCAACCAGGACCCAUGGUUAUGUCAGGAGAGAAUGUGACCUUGUCCUGUGGCUCUAAGAGCUCUUUUGACAUGUACCAUCUAUCCGGGGAUGGGGAGGCCCCUGAACGCAGGCGCCCUGCAGUGUGGAGCCGCAAUGGUACAUUCCAGGCUGACUUCGCUAUGGGCCCCAUGACCACAACUCACUGUGGGACCUAUAGAUGCUACGGGUCUUUCAGUGGCUCCUCCUAUCUGUGGUCAGCCCCAAGUGACCCAACGCACCUUUCUAUCACAGGAAACUCUUCAAGCUGUUGCCCUUCACCCACAGAGUCAAGCUCCAAAAAUGAUAACUCCAGCUCCCUGCAUGUUCUGAUUGGACCCUCAGUGGUCACCAUCCUCCUUGCCAUCCUCCUUUUCUUCCUCAUUCGUCGCUGGUGUCCUGCCAAAAAGAAUGCUGCUAUGGUGGGCCAGGAACCUGAGGUGAACAGAACAGUGAAAAGGGAGGACCCUAAAGGAGAAGACCCACAGGAGGUGACAUAUGCACAGUUGGAUCAUUGGAUUUUCACACGCAAAAAAAUCACUCCCACUUCCCGGAGGCCCAAGGAACCUUCAACAGAUACUAGUAUGUAUGUGGAACUCGCAAAAUCCUGA